CUUGUGUCAUCGCUGACAAAAGUGGCUAGUAACCUUAAAAUUGCAUUCCUCGGGUAUAAUAUCAAAAUGGGUUUGUACACCUUAGUUGCAACGUGUAUCUGCACCCUAGUGCUUCCAGUGUUGCUGUUUUUAGUUGCAGUUAAAUUAUGGCAAAUAUACAUGAUUCGUGGACGUGAUCCGGGCUGCCAGCUUCCCCUGCCUCCAGGUACAAUGGGCUUGCCGUUCCUUGGCGAGACACUUCAGCUGGUUCUGCAGAGAAGGAAAUUCCUUCGGAUGAAGCGCCAGAAGUACGGAUUUAUUUAUAAAACUCAUCUGUUCGGUAAUCCCACUGUGAGAAUAAUGGGAGCCGAGAAUGUGAGGCAGAUACUGCUGGGUGAACAUAAACUUGUCGCUGUUCAUUGGCCGGCGUCCGUGAGAACAAUUCUGGGCUCUGACACUGUCUCCAAUCUCCACGGAGCACAGCACAAAAGCAAGAAAAGGGCACUUAUGAAAGCCUUCUCACGUGAAGCAUUGGAACACUACAUCCCCGUUAUCCGCGAGGAGGUGAGAUGCGCGGUGAAGGACUGGAUGCAAAGCGAUCCCUGCGUGCUGGUUUAUCCGGAGAUGAAGCGGCUCAUGUUCCGCAUUGCAAUGAGGAUUCUGCUCGGGUUCGACCCUGAACAAAUUAAGACGGAUGAGCAGGAAUUAGUGGAGGCAUUUGAAGAGAUGAGAAAGAACCUGUUCUCCCUCCCAAUCGAUGUUCCAUUCAGUGGGUUAUACCGGGGUCUGAAAGCACGCAAUUUCAUUCAUUCAAAAAUCGAAGAAAAUAUACAAAAGAAGAUCCAGGACAGCGUUGACAAGAGAAACCCCAAGGAUGCGCUCCAGCUGUUAAUUGAAAACUGCAGACGAAGCGAUGAACCACUCAACAUGCAGGAGCUCAAAGAGUCUGCGACAGAAUUGCUGUUCGGCGGUCACGAGACUACGGCCAGCACUGCCACCUCUCUGGUGAUGUUCCUUGGUCUGAAUCAGGACGUGAUACAGCGCGUGAGAGAGGAGCUUCAGGAGACGGGAUUAAUGGGCGUGGGUUCUCAGGAGAAAACUCUCAAUAUAGAGUUGCUGGAACAACUGAAGUACACGGGGUGUGUUAUCAAAGAAACGCUACGGAUUAACCCCCCUGUCCCUGGAGGCUUCCGCGUGGCUCUGAAGACAUUCGAAAUUGACGGUUACCAGAUCCCGAAGGGUUGGAAUGUCAUUUACAGCAUAUGUGACACACAUGAUGUUGCAGACGUGUUCCCCAACAAGGAAGAAUUUCAGCCAGAACGAUUCAUGGGCAAAUCUCCCGAAGACUCCUCCAGGUUUAACUACAUCCCCUUCGGAGGAGGCUCAAGGAUGUGCGUUGGCAAGGAAUUCGCAAAAGUCCUCCUUAAGAUAUUCCUAGUAGAGGUGAUCACUAGCUGCAACUGGACCCUGUUGAAUGGACUGCCAACUAUGAAAACUGGUCCAACUGUUUACCCAGUGGACAACCUCCCCACAAAAUUCUGCAACUACAAUGAUAAUUGAGGAAAACUUUUUAGCUUGAAAAUAUGUAAAUAGUCUUAUUUAAUUAUUUUAGAUCAACUGACUGUGUUUGACAUUUUAGUUUUAACGUGUAUAGUUGAGUACAAUAGAUAUUUAUAUAAACCCAACAAUAUUUUUGUAAACAAAACUUUAAGCACUACAUAUUAAUGGAUCUAUCAUUUCUUUUUCAACCUGUAAAUGUUGUGUACAUUUGUAAUGUAGUUAAGUAGCAUUUUGUAUCUUAAUGCAUCUUAUUUAAGUUACAUAUUACUGUAAAUUUUUUAUUUAAUAAAAUGUUUUCAAAGAAAUAA
Molecule: messenger RNA, 1847 nt
Organism: Conger conger (European conger)
Lineage: Eukaryota; Metazoa; Chordata; Actinopteri; Anguilliformes; Congridae
Gene: cyp26a1
Product: cytochrome P450 26A1
Exons: 7
Coding region: 67-1539 (490 amino acids)
Biological process (GO): sterol metabolic process
Molecular function (GO): iron ion binding; oxidoreductase activity, acting on paired donors, with incorporation or reduction of molecular oxygen; heme binding
Source: RefSeq, a predicted model, not a curated record